Aspergillus calidoustus is the source of this 756-nucleotide messenger RNA. NCBI's taxonomy places the organism in Eukaryota, Fungi, Ascomycota, Eurotiomycetes, Eurotiales, Aspergillaceae. The record is from the annotation of a GenBank genome assembly.
AUGAACAGCACGACGCAGGAAGGCGACCCUGCCGAAACCUACUCGUUCACCAUCGUGAACCAGUCCGGUGUCAGCCAGAGCUACGCGAUAUUCUGCAAAGAACCAGCUGUCAAUCCCCCCGCCCAUGGACUCGUCUCGCACGCUGUUCUCGUUGCACAUGGAGUUGCAUCUGGGUCUGGCACAGCAUUUCUUACCCUGCCUCGCACCGAGCUCUACGCUCUCUGCGGCAUAAAUUACAAGGAUGCAUCUGUACAAGUUCGUGUCUUAGAUCGGCGUCCAGUUUCCCUGGGAACAGGCUCAUCCCACACACUGCGCCAUGGCACGACCUGCGUGACUCAAGUGACUUCAGCCACGCCGUCCUUCGCCCUAUGGGGCGGACCAGCAGAUGAUCGUGGAGAGGUUGGCGCGUUCUGCAUCGAGACCGGAGCGGAUUUCACGUAUGAGCAAGCUGCCGCCAAAAACUUUAUCCUCGGCCUCGGCCUCAGCUCCUCCGCACACGAACUUGUGGGUCUCUACGCUUCCUUCACUCCAGUUCCGCGGACAACAUAUCAGAUCAGGCCUAGCAAAACGUUCUACGUUGUGCCUGAACAAACGGAAGUUAAUGCCCCCAGGACUGCUACGGAUCUUCGAACUGCGUAUGAAAUUGACUUUACUAUGCGCCUGCCACAUGUUCAGCUUGUACAUAAUGAGGGCAACGUGAUCGAGAUAGUGGACCGGGAUCCUACCCCCGGGUCUGCUACUCCUUCGAAACUCUGA